Messenger RNA from Lolium rigidum, 923 nucleotides. Its product is annotated as MOB kinase activator-like 1A. Gene Ontology annotation, biological process: positive regulation of protein phosphorylation; signal transduction. Bases 74 to 724 code for a protein of 216 amino acids. Gene Ontology annotation, cellular component: nucleus; cytoplasm. The record is from RefSeq and is a predicted model, not a curated record. The transcript has 7 exons. Gene Ontology annotation, molecular function: protein kinase activator activity. Lineage: Eukaryota; Viridiplantae; Streptophyta; Magnoliopsida; Poales; Poaceae.
UCCAACUUGCAGAAUCCACCCACCGUCGCGCUUCUCAUCGUCGUCUCUGGCGCGCGGCGUCGCCGGCCGUAAGAUGAACUUCCUCGGUCGUGGCAGCAGGAACCAGAGGACAUUCAGGCCCAAGAAGAGCGCUCCAGCGGGGGACAAGGCCAUGAAGCUGAAGAGGCACAUCGACGCCACGCUUGGCAGUGGUAACCUGCGAGAAGUGGUCCGCCUGCCAGUUGGAGAGGAUCUCAACGAGUGGCUUGCUGUCAACACUGUUGACUUCUUCAAUCAAGUGAACCUGCUGUAUGGCACCCUCAUGGAGUUUUGCACGCCAGCUACCUGCCCGAAAAUGGCAGCCGGACCAAAGUACGAGUAUAGGUGGGCGGAUGGUGUCAAGAUUAAAAAGCCUAUUGAAGUGUCUGCGCCCAAGUAUGUCGAGUACCUGAUGGAAUGGAUCGAAAACCAGCUCGACGAAGAAUCCAUCUUCCCUCAAAAGCUAGGGGCUCCCUUCCCUCCAAACUUCUGCGACGUCAUCAAGACGAUCUUCAAGCGCCUGUUCAGGGUGUAUGCGCACAUAUACCACUCGCAUUUUCAGAUGAUUAUCAAACUCGAGGAAGAAGCACAUCUCAACACUUGCUUCAAGCACUUCAUGCUUUUCACAUCGGAAUUCCAGUUAAUCGAUAGGUCAGAGUUGGCACCUCUCAGCGAGCUAAUCGAUCCCAUAAUACUUGGAAGCUAGCAGAGAAGCAGUGGGUGCGAUGUUUCAAGAAAUGAUAAUGCAAAAGUGCAGACAUCGUUUUUGUUGCUUUUUAGUUAGUUUUCUCAUCUGGUGCAUGCACAGAAUUUGCGUUUCUGUUUCCUAGAUGAUGUUAGACUUGCAUGGACUACCUACAUCUAAAUUUUGGAAGUAGAUUAAGGUUAGCUGCUGUUUGUGUAUG